Diceros bicornis minor is the source of this 1796-nucleotide messenger RNA. It is a transcript of the gene MAEL, whose product is annotated as maelstrom spermatogenic transposon silencer. Gene Ontology annotation, cellular component: nucleus; P granule. Gene Ontology annotation, molecular function: sequence-specific DNA binding. The transcript is spliced from 11 exons. The coding region runs from base 404 to 1501 and encodes 365 amino acids. The record is from RefSeq and is a predicted model, not a curated record. Gene Ontology annotation, biological process: regulation of miRNA-mediated gene silencing; male meiotic nuclear division; spermatogenesis. Lineage: Eukaryota; Metazoa; Chordata; Mammalia; Perissodactyla; Rhinocerotidae.
AAAUGCUGGAUGAGUGAGUGGGGAGUGUUGAGGGGGGACUCCUGGGUGAUUUGGGUUAGUGCAAAAGAAGUUGUUCAUUUUCUGCCUGGCGUCAGAACACCUGUUAAAAAAUCAGCAGGCUCCAUAACUAGGGGACCCAUUGGUAUCGCUUGUUGGUGAAAGGCCAGGGAAGUCCCUAUUAGAAAACCUGCAGUCAAUAAACCAUGAUUAGCAGUGGGGGCAUUGGUGUUCAGGGUAUCAGAUGACCUCUAAGGGUCCUUCUCAACUCCUUUAUGAUUAAAAAACCCUUUUUUCGGAUAUUCAACGUUAGUUUGGCCCGUUCGGUCUUUUUAAAUGAUACCUGGAACCAAGCUAGCUGCUAUGUUUAAAAUAUUGGAAUAACAAGACUUGCAGAUGUUGGUGAAUGUUAUAUGCUUUACAGAAACCUGUUUCCACCCCACUGAGGAGGCCAGACAUGCUUGUACCAAACCAGAAUGUUUCACCCCCAGAUAUGUCAAGUUUGUCUCUAAAGAGUGACCAAGCUCUCCUUGGAGGCAUUUUUUAUUUUUUGAACAUUUUUAGCCAUGGCGAGCUACCUCCUCAUUGUGAACAGCGCUUUCUCCCUUGUGAAAUAGGCUGUGUUAAAUAUUCUCUCCAAGAAGGUAUUAUGGCAGAUUUCCACAGUUUUAUAAAUCCUGGUGAAAUUCCACGAGGAUUUCGGUUUCAUUGUCAGACUGCAAGUGAUUCUAGUCAUAAGAUUCCUAUUUCAAACUUUGAAUCUGGGCGUGAUCAAGCAAUUGUGUUACAAAAUCUUUAUAGAUUUAUCCAUCCAAGCCCAGGGAACUGGCCACCUGUCUACUGCAAGUCUGAUGAUAGAGCCAAAGUCAACUGGUGUUUGAAGCAUAUGGCGAAGGCAUCAGAAAUCAGGCAACAUCUAGAACUUCUCACUGUAGAGGAUCUUGUGGUGGGGAUCUACCACCAAAAAUUUCUCAAGGAGCCCUCUAAGACCUGGGUUCGGAGCCUCCUAGAUGUGGCCAUGUGGGAUUAUUCUAGCAACACAAGGUGCAAGUGGCAUGAAGAAAAUGAUAUUCUCUUCUGUGCGUUAGCUGUUUGCAAGAAAAUCGCGUACUGCAUCAGUAACUCUCUGGCCACUCUCUUUGGAAUCCAGCUCACAGAGGCCCAUGUGCCACUCCAGGAUUAUGAGGCCAGCAAUAGGGUAACACCCAAAAUGGUUGUCUUGGAUGCAGGGCGUUACCAGAAGCUAAGGGUUGAGAGUCCAGGAUUCUCUCAUUUCAACUCUUCUAAUCAGAAACAAAGAUCAAACACGCCCACUGGUGAUUAUCCAUGUGGGGUGAAAAUUUCUGGCCAAAACAGCAGUGUUCGGGGAAGAGGGAUUACCCGCUUCCUAGAGAGCAUCUCCAAUUCCUCCAGCAAUAUCCAUGGAUUCUCCAGCUGUGAGACUGCACUCUCACCUGAUGUGUCCCAAAAAGAUGGAUACAGAUCUUUCUCUUCUUUAUCUUAAUGGUGAUACUUUUUUCAAUUCUGAAAAUAUAAUGGGCCCAACUUCCCUUCUGACUACAGUCAUAUUAAACAGAUCACAUCAAUGAUAAAUGUCACUGCUGUAAAAACUGCUUAAUUUGCAAGGAAAUUCUGUUUCAUAGAUUAAAAAUAAUUGUGGUUGGAAAAUAUCUUGGCAUUUUUGCUUUUUUCUUGAGGGCUUCUUCUACUUCCUGACUAUAUGAUGGGAAUGCCAUUAAAGUUUUGAGUCCUAUAAGAACAAAACUGACAUUUACAGAGUUGUGCUUUUUGGGAAUGUU